UACUUGCACCGUUGUUCCCCAGACUUUUCUCAAUUUUAUUUUAUUUUUGCUUGCUUCCAGACGCCAAAAAAAAAACCUAUCCACUUCCCUUAGCUGACCGUUGUGAUCGUCACCGAUUUAGACGUCCAGGGCCUAAUAAGUUGAGAUCGAGGAGACGAGCUUCUGCCCACGGUGCACUCUCAUCAGCAGCAGUGUUACCAUCGGAGCCCACACCACCGCAGGUGGAAGAUAUCCCACGCAGGGCCGAAUCGAAGAAAGUCGAGUCGACGAUGAAGGGACCUACAGUCACCGUUCAACCUAUGCAUCCGUCAUCCUUCGGACCAGUGACGGAUCUGUAUCCAGUACGCGAGGACUCUGUCGGUGGUUUCCUGUCAAAGACCGACACCACAACCGCCCAGCGAAAUGUGCCCCGUUCGUCGUUCUCGACUUAUUCCGUCUAUCCCGGCCUGGAGACGCCUGCUGCGGACCCGGCCAAGGCAACCGACUCGCUGCCUGCGGCGAAGCUGAACCGACCACGCAAACUUUCCAAUGGCUCGACGGCAACCAUGUCGAGCAUGUACGGCAACGAGGGCAUGAAGAUGGGGACGAGAGCGAGCAUGGGCGCCAGUCGACGGUCAGCUUCGUGGGGGAGCAGGACGAGUGUUGAGACGGCCGAGUCCAUCGCACAAUGGAGACCCGAAUACAUGUACCAGCGACCCAUGGCCAUCAAACGCCAGGCGCCUGCCCGCGCAGCCCAGCCGCCAAACGAGAUGUUCGCGAAGCUGCCGGCCGAGGUCUUGGGCCUCAUCAUGAGCAAGCUGCGGCAUCUCCAUCUCACACCCGGCAGCGAGAGCUGUGCGACCUGCUGGAUGCGGGACGUGUGCAACGUGAGCGUGGCCUCACGAAAGUGUUACAAGUCAGCUCGUAUCGCCCUAUACGAUGACAUUCAGCUCGUGGGGGCUGAUUUGGCAGCGCACAAGAAGAAGUACAAGCUGAACCAGGGCGCCCGAGUGAGGCUGCUGCGGCGCUCAUUGCGUGCGAAUCCCCAGCUCGCCGCCAUUGUGCGUGUCUUGAAGGUGCCUGCGCCCGAGGCGCCCGUCAAGGGGAGCAAUGUCGCCGACUACGAUGACCUCGUUGCGUCGCUCGUCAUGGCCUGUCCCAACCUGGAGAGCUUGACGGGACUGACAACCACCUACGACCACUCGUUCAAGAAGAUCUUCCAUGCUCUAUCGACCCGGCGCAACCUCAAGCAGAUGAGCUGGCUGGUCCAGGCCUCGCCACACCAGAAGCACCAGCGAAUUCACUCUCGCACCCAACAACUCGGCUUAGUGAUGCCGGGAGAGCUGAUGCGGUUUCAGGAGACGACCUUUCUAAACCAUCACCGGAAUUGGUCACGUCUUGAAACCCUCACCAUCCACUGCUGCCCGGGAGCUACUCUCGCGCCCGAGACCCUUCUCACCACGACGCUCAAGUGCCUCCGCUCUCUGAAGCACCUCCACCUCUCCAACAUCCCGGCCAACGCCUUCAACGACAGCAACCUCCUCGCCCUGCCCCCUCUCCAGACCCUGACGCUCUCCAGCAUCACUGGCAUCACCACCAAUGGCCUGUCGGCCUUCGCCACCCGCGCCAACAGCGUCUCUCUGCGCAAGCUUCACCUCCGUCAUACGCCGCUGACUUCCUUGGCCGCCCUCGCCCGUAUCCUGUCCAAUCUGCGCUCCCUGACCACCUUCUCGCUCAUCCAGGCCUUCUCACCUGUGAUGCCCGAGGAGGACUCCUUUACGCUCUGGAUGAUGCCGUACCUGGCCUCCGGCAGCCUCAAGAAGCUGCACUGGGACAUCACCGCCCACGUCCUCUCCGUCAAUGCCGCCGACGACAUCCUCUCCCGGAGCAUCGCCGCCGGAGGGUUCCCGGCGCUACGGACGUUGCGAGUGCCCAACGACCCAGACGGCCUCUUCCAGGAUUUGUGCUACCCCGUGGAGCGGAUCGACCUUCACAUGGACCGAUUCCGGACCCCAGAGACUCCCGUUGAGAUGCCAGGCUUCAGCCUCAACUCCAGUUCCAACACCAGCCCCAUCUCACCGACACGGUAUCUGUUCAAGUCCUCCAGCAACACGUCGCUCCCGUCGCCGCGGUCUCCGCAGUCACCAAACGGCAGCAGCCGCCAUCCACCCGCCACCAACCUGCACGCCUCACGCCUCGCCGCCCAGGCACGCCUCGAGGCGGCGCACUCUCGGCCACGCUUCACCGUUAAUGUCAUUGAGGAGGACGGCACAACGACCGAGACCUUCUCCAUGGCAGGCUUCAUCGGAACGUCUGGUAGUCAGAUCAAGUACCACCUCCUGCCGGACGUCGGGUCUGCCGACGAGAAGGGCGGCUUAAUUGAUGUGCGGGAUCUCGAAGGUGACGGCGGUGAGAGUCUCGCUGGUGGCCGCGAGGGUUGCCUCGGCCGGUGGAACACUCGUGACGGUUUCAUGGCGGAUCGAAAGGAGAAGGAAAGAUGGUGGCAUACAGAGCGCGGUCGCUGGACGAAGCUGACUCUGUGAAGAGAGAGAGGAGAGAGAAUGAGAGAGGACGAGACCACAUAUUGAACGAAAAUAAGGAAGAGAUAAAGAUCUAGCUUCCCUUUGGGCAUGGAAUUUUGGAAACUCAUGUAACUACUAUUUUAUGA
Messenger RNA from Ilyonectria robusta, 2647 nucleotides. RefSeq lists its product as uncharacterized. The record is from RefSeq and is a predicted model, not a curated record. The coding region runs from base 270 to 2522 and encodes 750 amino acids. The transcript is spliced from 2 exons. Lineage: Eukaryota; Fungi; Ascomycota; Sordariomycetes; Hypocreales; Nectriaceae.